UCGCCUCUGUGCCGCGAGUCGGACUCUGACGUGCUCCCCCGAAUCAUGAUGUUAGAAGAUGAUAUCACCACAUGCCUCUCUCCCUCAGUGUAUGAUAUGAUCUGCAAAGCUGGACUGGAAGUGAGAGAGCAAUGUGCCAUCAGCAGCAUCAUCACGGAAGGUGGUGGUGUGUGCUGGGACACCAUCACAGACUGUGUGGUUUCUACAGAACCAGACCAGAGUCUCGAUUAUCGGGCCAGCGUGAGGCUGUUGGGGCCUGUAUGUGAGGCUGUUCAUUCACACUUGUCAUCGCUGACCAAGACACAGUUUGAAGUUCAAUUUGCACCCUGGUUCCAGUGGACACAUUUGCCAGAGUUAUUUGCCGAAGUAUUCGAUGCCUUGGGCAGUCUGCACCCAGCUGCUGUUUGCCUCAGCCUGCUGAAGCUGACCUCACUCCUGGAGCGUGCCCUGGGGGAUGUAUAUUUACUAACUGGGAAGGAAUGCCCCUUUCUUUUACGAGACCUGCUGGCAUCCCAGGAGCUUACUCAAGUGUUUGGACAUUCUGUGAUGGACACACUCCGAGUCUUCGUGGGCUCCCCGCGUGGACUCAACCUGCGGAAUGUCCUUUGGCAUGGCUUUGCUGCACCUCAAGAGAUCCCUCCCAAAUACUGCUCCAUGUUGGUGGUGCUGACAGCAGGGCUGGGCCAGCUCUUGCAGAGAUACCUAGAGCAGACUGGUCUCUCCCUGGUCCACCGUCCUUCCGUGGCCCUCACCAGUCUGGAGGAUCUCCUCGUCUUCCCUGAUGUCACACAUGAGGAACUCUUGGUAUUAGAGGAAGUGAUGAAGAAAUCCACUUUCAUUCCACGAAUCAUGCUGCCAUACUGGGAAACUGCACUGCUCAGCUUCCAUGCCCACAGGUUUGCUGACUGUGCCAUCUUGGUGCUGACCCAACUGGAGACUGGACUUCGGAGAGUUUUUGCUGUGGUGAACAGAUGUCCGCAGAGACUCCUGACCGCAGAGUCAACAGCUCUUUAUACCACCUUGGAUGAAAUACUGGCAAAACACCUGACUGACGGGAGAAUCAACCAGCUCCCUCUGUUCAUUGGGGAACGUGCCAUGGAAUUUCUGUGGGAUCUCCUGAACCACCAGGAAGGGCCCCGUGUCAGAGACCGCCUGAGUCACGGGGAAUUCGACCUCCAGGACUUCCCGGAAGCAGCCGCUGAGCACCUGCUGGCAUUUUCCUUGGUGCUGCUCCUGAGGUUUGUUGACGAGGAGCUGCUGUCGGCCAUGAAGGAAAAAGCUGCAGUGAGCACCCUGAUCAGAUGUGUAGAAGGCUACUAUGCGCGCUUUCACCCUCUGUCUCGGCUGAAAGCACAGGUGCUGAGCUGCGAGGAGAGCCUCCGAAUGUGGCCUCUGCUGCCGUGGCCCUUAGACACCGAACAGGAGGCUGCCAGGUCUGAGCUGGGUUCUGAAGUACAAGCCUGCCACUCUCUCAUCCCGAGCGUCGUGGGCGAGUUCUGUCGCCACCUGCCCGGAGCUCUCACUGCUCCUGGCGUGCUGGACAAGGCUUCCCCCGAGACCUGGGCUGCCUGGAUCCGGGAGCUGUGUGACAUCCCCGUGCCCACUCUCUUCUGCGCCCGGGUGGAGCUGGAGGUGCUGGGGCUGCUCCGAAGCGUCGUGGCCUGCUGUGCCCGCCUGUCAGCUCAGGUGGCCGCCUCAGCCCAGCUACGGCAGCACAUGUGGGCACAGAGGCAGCUGCGCUCCCGGCAGCGGCAGAACUACCUGCGCAUGUGGUGGAGCAUGCGGCUGCUGGCUCCUGUGCUCCGCCUCAUUCUCCUGCUGGUUGCUCUGGAAAUGGUCAGCAUCCACGCAGCUCCUGGGAAGGCCCCUGCCGAGUAUCAGAGGUAUCUGAAGUUCCUCAGGGCCCUGUUGCAGCUGACCGAGAACCUGGUGUCUUACACUAGCCCUGAGAAGAACAGGUGGGAUGAGGCUACAGGCCUUGCCUCCAGAGCUGUGUGCAGAGUAUGGACUGUUGCUGAGAGGCGGCAGCUGCUGAUGCACUCAGCCCAGGAGCCCGCUGACCCCGCCGUCUGAUGGAAAUGCUCCCUGUGAUGCCAUCGGCACAGGCUUGUGGGCACCUCCAGCUCCGUCGGGCUCCCGUCAGUGGCACGUUCCUCUCUCCUUACAUUGCCCUGAGUGCUGCAUGCCUUAUUCCCCUGGGAGCCAGCAGCUGUGGUCUGGGGACUAUUCUUCCUGUAGCACUCAGAGGACUCAGCCCAUUGCUCUCAGAAGAGAUGCUUUCAGUGACCAUGGGACGACCAAACACAGUGACCUGUGCUGUCUCUGGCCUGGGAAUCAGCAUCUCUAGGCAGUGCAGCAGGUGCUGUCCUCAUGUGGCCCAACGAGCACAGGCCCCACAGGGAUCUGGGCAGCACUUAGAGUGCAGCUGGGGGAGGGGGUUCGGUAGAACCACCAGCUCGUGCUCGGUACUGCACGCCUGGGCCUUGACCAGACAUCAGGUCCCAGCAGUAGGACCAAGACCCUGUGCUGUGUGUGUUGACCCCAGGUCAAGGUCGAGCCUUCUCUCCUUCAGACCUGGGCUUGUGGAGAUACAGUAGAUCUUGGGGUCAAAGGUCAGAGUUGAGGACCAGGGUUAAAGGUCAAGCAUAUAGACCAGGGCGUUCUGUGUGGCAGCACAUUGUCCAGCUCAGUGUCCACUCAGCUCCAGUCACCUCCCUGCCCUUCUUUUUAAAAAGACUUUUAUUUAAAGAACCGGGAUUGACAAAGUUGUUUAUUGGUAGUUGGAUCUUAGGCCUACAGUGUCCCCCCCUCCCCCCCCCCCCCAGCGUCCUCCUGCUCUUGCCCACUCCUGCCUGCCACCUUAACAGGCACAUUUCAAGAUCCCAUGGUUGUAGUUGAGAGCUCACAUUUUCAGUGUUGUUGGGUCUGUGCUGUGGCUGUAGUGCUACACUGUUCUCACGUCCCUGUAUACCCGAGGCCCUGAUCCUUGCGUUCCUCAUCUUCCCUGGAUUUCUUUCCUUCUCUUCCUUCUCCCCUUCUCCUUCCUGAACUCGAAUUUUGGACACUAUUUUAAAUACGAUAGACUCUUGGGUUGCUCUCUCUUCUGACUCAUUCUUUGUAUAUAAGAAUGUGACCCAUCAAUUUUUCUGUAUUGAGUUUUUAUGGGUAUUUUAGGGCUGUCUAUGAAUAUUAUCAUGUCAUCUGCAAAUAGUGAUAAGUUUACUUCUUUUCUAAUUUGGAUCCUUUUGAUUUGGUUUCCUUGCCUGACUGCUAUAGCCAGGAUUUCUAAUACUAUCACUUCACUUGAUCAUUUGACAUCCCGUUAUUCAUCAAUUUGCUCAAGCGGGCGCCAGUAACGUCUCCAUUCGU
Messenger RNA from Sorex fumeus (smoky shrew), 3369 nucleotides. RefSeq names its product ER membrane associated RNA degradation (gene ERMARD). NCBI's taxonomy places the organism in Eukaryota, Metazoa, Chordata, Mammalia, Eulipotyphla, Soricidae. The record is from RefSeq and is a predicted model, not a curated record. The transcript is spliced from 18 exons. Bases 46 to 2073 code for a protein of 675 amino acids.